AUGAGAGGUGAAUUUAAUGGUUUACAAAGAAAGAUUCUAGAUGAAAACCCUUAUGCUUUCUAUGUCCAUUGCUAUUCUCACCGUUUGCAAUUUGUGGUUGUGUCUGUUGCUAGUAGUUGUUCAUCUAUUCAUGAUUUCUUUGAGUACAUCUCCUUGAUUGUAACCACAACAAGUGCAUCUUGCAAGAGAAUGGAUGCUUUGAUGGAGGCACAACACCAAGAUAUUUUGAAUAGACUUGAGAGUGGUGAGAUAUCUCAAGGAAAUGGCUUGCACCAAUCUUCUAGUCUCGCUAGACCUGGGGAUACUAGAUGGACUUCACAUUAUACUACCUUGAUUCGUUUGGAUCAAAUGUGGUCCUCCGUGUUAGAGGUGCUUAGUAUUGUUGAUGAAGAUGAACGUGGAGUAUCCCGAGUGGCGAGUUUGAUAGAAAAAAUGGAGAGCUUUAAAUUUGUUUUUAUUUUGAAGCUUAUGUUAAAGUUGUAUGGUUUUACAAAUGAACUUUCAAAAAUCUUGCAAACAAAAGAUCAUAAUAUUGUGCUUGUUAUGGAAUUAGUUGAUGAUGUUAAAGCUCGGUUGACUACAUUGAGAGAGAGUAGUUGGGAUGAUUUUCUUAUUGAUGUCCAAGAAUUUUGUGUUGCUCAAAAGUAUUCCGGUGCCAAAUAUGGAUGA
This is a messenger RNA of Vicia villosa (hairy vetch), 669 nucleotides long. RefSeq lists its product as uncharacterized. Bases 1 to 669 code for a protein of 222 amino acids. NCBI's taxonomy places the organism in Eukaryota, Viridiplantae, Streptophyta, Magnoliopsida, Fabales, Fabaceae. The record is from RefSeq and is a predicted model, not a curated record. The transcript has a single exon.